Molecule: messenger RNA, 1107 nt
Organism: Pichia membranifaciens NRRL Y-2026
Lineage: Eukaryota; Fungi; Ascomycota; Pichiomycetes; Pichiales; Pichiaceae
Exons: 1
Coding region: 126-1100 (324 amino acids)
Source: RefSeq, a predicted model, not a curated record
UCCAAAAGAGGAAAUUUGAAUUCGGGAGCAUUGGAAAAGUCGGUGGAGCUGGAGUUCAGAGACACCAAGACGCUUGGCUUUACAGUAAGGGUCUAGAACAAGGACAAGCAGUCUAUCCGCCUGCCAUGAGUGAGGGGAGACACAGUGCUAAUAACUGGCGAGGCGGUGGUCGGGGACGGGGCCGGGGACGAGGAAGGGGCCGGGGCAGGAGCCAGGAAGCGGACGUUUUGAACAGCGCCAGGCCCCGCGUGGCUUCUGGCGAUGACGAGGCCCUGCGGAGGAGGCAAGAGCGGUUUGCGAGAGACCUCGAAAGGGAAGCGGGGUCGGGCAACGGGCGUGGCGACAGCUACGGACUCAUCAGCCGAGGCGAGGACACGCGAUUGAAGGACGACGCCACGGCCCGCCAGAGGCUCCUUGACGACACCCUGCGGCGGGUCCACGAGUACGAGCGGAAAGCCGCUGCCGGCGGGACGGCGGGUGCCGACAGCGAGAGAGACUCGAUUCUGCUGGCGUUCCGCAAGCUCAGAGAGAGCGUCGUUGCCGUUGACAGCAGCCGGCGUGCCGCCGGCGCCGCUCUCUCCGAGCCGGAGAAGAGUUUUUUCCGGGAGGUGUACCUCUCGUCGAUCCGCUUUGGCGUGCGCUGUGGCAGCCACGAGUCUUAUGUACCGGCGUUGCAGUGGGUGCUCCCUGUUGCCACCGCUGGCCGCUGGGCCUUCACUGCGUCCGAGCACGAGUGGCUCGUGCUCCGGCUCGCCGAGCAGCUCGCCGUCGUCGAGCAGCGCUACGAGGAGAGUCUGUUGUUGCUGAACACGCUCCUUCACUUCAAACCCGUGGACCUUAACGCCCGUCAUGCUUCCGGUCCUCUUGAACAGCUCUAUCUGGCCGUUGUUAAGCUCAUCAACAACAAUUUCCAUGUCGCGGGGCUCUCUGUGCGUGGCGCAGCGCGCGUGGCGCAGCUGCAAGCACAACAGCGAAUUCUGUCGUAUCGAGGCAGCGAGCGGUACGAGGAACAAGACGUGUUGAAGAAGGGGACAGAGAGAGAGACGGGGUCGGAGAAGAAGAAAGAGGGCGGGGACGGGGCAGAGCCGGGUCGGGAGUAGAUGGAAG